Zerene cesonia (dogface butterfly) is the source of this 3519-nucleotide messenger RNA. Its product is annotated as facilitated trehalose transporter Tret1-like. Gene Ontology annotation, biological process: transmembrane transport. Bases 32 to 1531 code for a protein of 499 amino acids. Gene Ontology annotation, cellular component: membrane. The record is from RefSeq and is a predicted model, not a curated record. Lineage: Eukaryota; Metazoa; Arthropoda; Insecta; Lepidoptera; Pieridae. The transcript is spliced from 3 exons. Gene Ontology annotation, molecular function: transmembrane transporter activity.
ACUCACAGUAUCAUUGCAUGGUCGAUACAAGAUGGACCACGAGGAAGGAACUGAGUUAGAAAAGAUAAACAAAAGUGAUGAAAAUGGUGAUGUGAAAAAUAAUUAUAGCGAUGUUGAUCCUCGGCUACCGUUUAGAAGACAGGCAUUGGUAUCAAUGGGAUCCUUCAUGCUCUCGUUCAGUGCAGGUGCCACAGGUGGAAUAUCAGCUAUCAUUAUACCACAGUUGCAAAAAGACAAUGGGAGGCACAAUCACUAUAAUAUGGAUAUGUUGUCAUGGGUAGCGGCUAUGUCAUCGCUGGCUUUGCUGUUCGGUAACAUGAUUUCUGGAUACUUAAUGGAACGAUUCGGAAGAAGAACAUCCCAGAUUAUACUAUCAACGUUUUAUAUCAGUGGAUGGGUCAUCAUAGGGUUCGCUAAAAACAUGUUUUUCAUGCUACUGGGAAGAUUUAUCACUGGUUUUUGUCAAGGGUGGCUUGGACCUUUGGGACCAGUGUUUAUCGGAGAAAUUAGCUCACCGGCUUACAGAGGAUUAUUUUUAGCUGGCUUAUCAUUGAGUAUUGCAUCUGGAGUAUUUAUGUCUCACUUAUUUGGAACCUUCCUUCACUGGAGUCACGCCUCAUUCCUCUGCGCUCUGUUUCCGUUGUCGGGGUGCAUUAUAUUAUAUUUUGCUCCUGAAUCGCCAUCUUGGUUAGCAUCCAAGAAUGAAAUAGAAAAAUGUAAGACAGCUUUUUACUGGUAUAGAGGAAGAUCUCCGGUGAUGCAGAACGAACUCGACAAAAUGCUAGCAGAACACGAAAAGAAAAAGGAGGUGAAGCCGAAAUUGGAAACAUUAAAGGAAAAUAUAAAGAAGCCAGAGUUCUGGAAACCACUUUCUAUUAUGAUUGUAUUCUUUAUUGUUACUCAGCUAUCGGGUAUCAAUGUUAUAUGCGCUUAUACAACGAGUAUAAUGGAAGUUCUCAUUGGAAAUAAUAGAAACACGUACGCCGCGAUGUUAGCUACAGAUGUUUUACGAGUGGUAGCUUUGAUUUCGGCCUGUAUUCUACUUCGAAGGAUAGGUAGACGACCGCUAGCUGUAUUUAGUGGGAUCUUUACAACUUUAUCAUUGAUAAUAUUGGCUAUAUACUUAUACCUUGUAGAUAAACGAAUAAUAAGACAUAUAUCACCAACGAUAUCAUUAGGGUUAAUGGCGGUUUAUAUAGUAGUAUCUAAUUUAGGUAUAUCGCCAUUACCAUGGAAUAUGGUAGGGGAAGUAUUUGCAUCCGAAACAAAAGGUUUAGGAUCCGGUAUUAGUGUAAUGAUGACGUCGAUAGCUUUCUUUGGGACUGUGAAAACUGCACCGGCAAUGUUCGACACUAUUGGCCAUCACGGGACUUACUUGUUCUAUGGUCUCUCGACUCUAUGCGGUACAAUAUUUUUGUAUUUCUUCCUUCCCGAGACUAAGGGAAAAACUCUAUUGCAAAUCGCCGAGCAUUUCAGAAACGGCAAUAAAAAUAAAGAAAAAAUUUUGAAGGACGAUAAUAAUUUUGUUUGAUUACCAAUUCAAUACCGUUGCUACGACGUCGCGAUAAGAUAAUUCGCUGUUUUAUGAAGAGAGGUUAGAAUCAAAUAAAUUGAAUAGAACAAUUUAGCGUGGUAAAAUAAAAUACGUUAUUUUAAUGUUAAUAAAAGUAGUCAAUUAUAGGAGAAUAAACAAUACUGCCGUAGGAUUCAUUUUGAUAAAGCAAUAUAUUUAUCAAUCAUUCAGCUAACUAAAAUCUAUUAACGCCUAAUCAUUACAGAUAAUGCGCUACUUAACCUAAUAAGAUACGAUUCUCAUUGAUAUUACGAAAUAUCGAAUAUAACCUUUAGAUAAAUCAAUAUAUUAUAUUUAUACUAAUCUACGUAAGGUUAUUAAGAUUUCGUCGGAAACAACUCACACAAAAUAAUUGUACUAAUAAGUCCAUGUCAGUAAAAUAACGGCAUAGUAAUUCUAGAUUAUUCCUAUGAAACAUCAAACAACCAAUCAGUUGAGAUUGUUUUAGCACAGGCCUAGAAUGACCCACUUAUAAAACUGCCCUAUUAACCUGCACGUAAAAAUGUUUUUUCAAUGUAAGAUUAAUUAGAACAAGGUGAAGUGUUUACGGAUGCACCCUCGCUAGUAAAAACCGAAGACUAUUUCACAGUCCGUUAAAGAUGGACAAGUGGCACGCUUCUGUCGGUGAAUUAUAAAUUUCUUCCUGUUGUGACACGUGGAUAUGACCCGAAGCGCUCGAAGAUGAUUCGCUGACAUCUGCGAAGAGGUUUUUUUUUCAAAAUUUAAGAAGUUCCCACGUUGGUACGCGACAUGUUCUUAUGUAAGACAAAAACCCAGGGAAACAUCUGGCCUGGAUGUGGUUAUUUUUGGAAGACUUGAUGUUUUUAUGGAGAUGCAAAGAAAUGUAGAUAUGUAUGAUAAACACGUUGACGUAAAUCUUCCCUUGAUAAAACUAAUCUUUAUACGCGCAAUUUGCUUAUUCUGAGUCAAAGUAUAGUCUUUACAUUGUUAUAUAUGCUGAGUCUGUCUUUUGACUAUUAAUGCGCAUAACAAAUAUUUAAUUAAUAAACCAGUCAUGUAUGAUCUCUUAUCUUAACCUUAUUAUAUUACAUUGAUAAUAGUGUUACAUAAAUUAUUUACGUAAGACAUAUUCAAAUACGUAAAAAUAUUAAAUUACUAAUUAGGUUGUCGUAUUCUAUACGAAUGAUAAUUGCAUAUUGUAGUAUAUUAUAAAUGUGUUAUGUAAAUCAAUCUAUAUAGAAAUUAGUUCAAUUUCCAUAUCACGUAGUUGCUGUGAAUAUGUUUUGUUUAUUGUUCUGUGAACUACUUACAUAUCAUAUCAUGUGUAUGGGUCAGAACGGAGGUACAUACAAUAAUAAUUUACAAUAAGACACGUGGCGGAACGGAAACUAUGCACGUGGUUUCAAUUAGAGCAGGAGAUAUAAAAAAUAUUAACAAGAAUAAAAAGCAUCACCCCUAAGUGGGUGGAGUUGUUGUAAAGGGCUUAUCGAGAAAUACGUAUCUAUUGACCUGUGACUGUGAAUAGAAAACAUUGUUCAAUUUAUUAUUAAACAAUAUAAGAGCCGUGAUUUCAUUACUGUUUUAAGUAGUUGAUUACUUUUUAUAGGUUCAUUGUAAUAUCAUUUGUAAAAUUAUUGUUUCUUUCAAAUGUCAAUUUGUUUAUUUAAAUGUUUAAUGAAAUAAUAUUUACAGUUCUAUGUGUUCAAAUGCCACGUUUCAUCUAGUCCGUUAAAAUAUAUUAGGUUAAAUUUUAAUUUUAAUUCACAUUAUGUGUUAUCAAUGGAACUUUGACUUAUACAUAGCAUUUGUAGACAGAAUAUGCGACUUUGAAUUACGUACCGGUUUUUGUAUAAAAAAAUAAAACAUGGUUAAAAUUUUUUUUGUUUCAUUAUUUUACUGUUACACAUCCUUCAAUAUUUAAGUCUGUUUCUUCGUUCGUAAAACAAAUCAACUCAUUCACCAGUUCCGAGACAAAACAGAUAUCC